Molecule: messenger RNA, 1171 nt
Organism: Phodopus roborovskii (desert hamster)
Lineage: Eukaryota; Metazoa; Chordata; Mammalia; Rodentia; Cricetidae
Gene: Chst11
Product: carbohydrate sulfotransferase 11
Exons: 3
Coding region: 41-1084 (347 amino acids)
Biological process (GO): carbohydrate biosynthetic process; proteoglycan biosynthetic process
Cellular component (GO): membrane
Molecular function (GO): sulfotransferase activity
Source: RefSeq, a predicted model, not a curated record
GCCUCCCGGACAGCCGGGUCCCCGCGGCCAGGACAAAGCCAUGAAGCCGGCGCUGCUGGAACUGAUGAGGAUGAACAGAAUUUGCCGGAUGGUGCUGGCCACUUGCUUGGGAUCCUUUAUCUUGGUCAUCUUCUAUUUCCAAAUCAUGCGGAGGAAUCCCUUCGGUAUGGACAUCUGCUGCCGGAAGGGAUCUCGGAGUCCUCUACAAGAGCUCUACAACCCCAUCCAGCUGGAGCUGUCCAACACCGCCAUCCUGCACCAGAUGAGACGGGACCAAGUGACAGACACCUGCCGGGCCAACAGUGCCAUGAGCCGAAAGCGUAGGGUGCUGACCCCUAAUGACCUGAAGCACCUAGUGGUAGAUGAAGACCACGAACUCAUCUACUGCUACGUGCCCAAGGUGGCGUGUACCAACUGGAAGAGGCUCAUGAUGGUCCUGAGCGGCCGGGGCAAAUACAGCGAUCCCAUGGAGAUCCCAGCCAACGAGGCCCACGUGUCGGCCAACCUGAAGACCCUGAACCAGUACAGCAUCCCAGAGAUCAACCACCGCUUGAAAAGCUACAUGAAGUUCCUGUUCGUGCGGGAGCCCUUCGAGAGGCUAGUGUCAGCCUACCGCAAUAAGUUCACGCAGAAGUACAACACCUCCUUCCACAAGCGCUACGGCACCAAGAUCAUCCGCCGCCAGCGGAAGAACGCCACGCAGGAGGCCCUGCGCAAGGGGGACGAUGUCAAGUUCGAGGAGUUCGUGGCCUACCUCAUCGACCCCCACACGCAGCGCGAGGAACCUUUCAAUGAGCACUGGCAGACCGUCUACUCGCUCUGCCACCCUUGCCACAUCCACUACGACCUGGUCGGCAAGUAUGAGACGCUGGAGGAGGACUCCAACUAUGUCCUGCAGCUGGCCGGAGUGAGCGGCUACCUGAGGUUUCCCACCUAUGCAAAGUCCACCAGAACUACCGAGGAGAUGGCCACGGAGUUCUUCCAGAACAUCAGCGCCCAGCACCAGACACAGCUGUACGAAGUCUACAAAUUGGACUUUUUAAUGUUCAAUUACUCAGUGCCAAACUACCUGAAGUUGGAAUGAAGGGGUGUGGGGUGGUUGGGGAGAGGGAGAGAAUCCUGCUUUUUAAUUUAAGAUUUUUAUUUGUCAGAAGAAUUCUAUGGAUACUGG